AUGUCAUUCUUGUUCACUAGCAACAUUGGUGCACCCUAUGGAGGCACACCAGUCAACUCUGCUGGAACCAUUCGUUAUAGAGCCAAUGAAAUUGAUCCUGCACCCGACAUCCAAUCUAUCGCAAAGUCCACUUCACAGCUUGACGACAAACUCGACACCUCCCCAGGAAUAACAUCUGCAAAAUCCUUGACCAUCGUGGGUGAUUUUAUAGUGGGUAAUCUUUUCGUGGGUGAUCUUAUAGUGGGUGAUUUUAUCGUGGGUGAUCUCAUGGUGGGUGAUUUUAUGGUGGCUGAACUUAUCGUGGGUGAUUUUAUUGUCGGUAAUAUUAUUGAGGGUAAUCCUAUCGGGGGUGAUCUUAUAGUGGAUAAUUUUAUCGCGCGUAGUCUUAUCGUGGGUGAUCUUAUAGUGGGUGAUUUUAUCGUAGCGGGUGAUCGUAUCGUGGGUGAUCUUAUCGCGGGUGAUCUUAUCGUGGUUGAUCUAAUCCUGAGCGAUCUUAUCGCGGGUGAUCUUAUCGCAGGUGAUCAUAUCGCAAGCGAUCUUAUCGUGGGUGAUCCUAUCGUGGACGAUCUUAUCCUAGGUGAUCUUAUCGCAGGUGAUCUUAUUGGGGAUGAUCUUAUCGCGGGGGGUGGUUUUAUAGAGGGUGAUCUUACAGCGGGGGAUCUUAUCGUGGCUGAUAUUAUUGCGGGUCCUCAUAUAGCGGGUGAUCGUAUCGUGGGUGAUCUUAUCGCGGGUGAUCUUGUCGCGGGUGAUCUUAUCGCGAGUGAUCCUAUCGCGGGUGAUCGUAUCCUGGGCGAUCUUAUCGCAGGUGAUCUUAUCGCGGGUGAUGUUAUCGCGGGCGAUCAUAUCGCGGGUGAUCUUAUCGAGGGUGAUCUUAUCGCGGGUGAUGUUAUCGCGGGCGAUCAUAUCGCGGGUGAUCUAAUCGAGGGUGAUCUUAUCGCGGGUGAUCUUAUCGCGGGUGAUCCUAUCGCGAGUGAUCCUCUCGCGGGUGAUCUUAUCGGGGAUGACCGUAUCGCGGGUGAUCUUAUCGCAGUGGGUGGUCUUAUAAUGGGUGAUCUUUUCACGGGUCCUCUUAUCGUGGGUUAUCGUAUUGUGGGUGAUCGUAUCGCGGGUGAUCUUAUCGUGGGUGAUCCUAUCGUGGGUGAUCCUAUCCUGGGCGAUCUUCUCCUAAGUGAUCUUAUCGCGGUGGGUGAUCUUAUACUACGCGAUCUUAUCCUGACCUAUGGCGGGUGA
Molecule: messenger RNA, 1230 nt
Organism: Vigna radiata var. radiata (mung bean)
Lineage: Eukaryota; Viridiplantae; Streptophyta; Magnoliopsida; Fabales; Fabaceae
Exons: 11
Coding region: 1-1230 (409 amino acids)
Source: RefSeq, a predicted model, not a curated record